Molecule: messenger RNA, 840 nt
Organism: Strongyloides ratti
Lineage: Eukaryota; Metazoa; Nematoda; Chromadorea; Rhabditida; Strongyloididae
Product: Palmitoyltransferase
Exons: 1
Coding region: 1-840 (279 amino acids)
Biological process (GO): peptidyl-L-cysteine S-palmitoylation; protein targeting to membrane
Cellular component (GO): endoplasmic reticulum; Golgi apparatus
Molecular function (GO): protein-cysteine S-palmitoyltransferase activity
Source: RefSeq, a predicted model, not a curated record
AUGCCGGAAUUUGGUAGUGAAUCCAGGAAUCAUGCCUGUGGAAGAAAAUGGAUGAUAAAUGAUACAUGUGGUAUUAUUUGUUUAUUUGUAACAUGGUUUUUAAUGUUAUAUGGCCAAUUUUGUGUGUGUACGGUAAUGUUGUCAUCUUUUCAAUAUUAUCCAAUACAUCAAUCUAUAAACUUUAUUAUAUUUCAAUGUUUAUUUAUACUAGCUGGUAUUUCACACUAUAAGACAGUUUUUACUGAUCCUGGUGCUGUUCCAAUAGGUAAUCUAACUGAUGAUUAUAUUGCAAGAUUACAACGUGAAAAUGCAAAUAAGAAACUUUACCAAUGUACUAAAUGUUGUUCUGUAAAACCUGAUAGAGCACAUCAUUGUAGUAUAUGUGAUAGGUGUAUCAAUAAGAUGGAUCAUCAUUGUCCCUGGGUAAAUAAUUGUGUAGGCCAAAAAAAUCAAAAAUUUUUUGUUCUUUUUACGUUUUAUAUUGCAUUAUUAUCAAUACAUGCAUUGUAUUGGGUGAUCUGGCAAUUUCUCAGUUGUUUAGAUAGUGAUUGGGCCUAUUGUUCACAUUAUAGUCCUCCAGUAACUACUAUUUUAUUAAUAUUCUUAUUAUUUGAAUCCAUUCUAUUUUCUGUAUUUACUUUAGUUAUGUUUGGUACACAAAUUAAUGCUAUAUGUUCUAACAAAACGGGAAUUGAAUCAUUAAAGAAAGUGGAAGAAAAAUAUGUAUCAAAUAGAUAUAAAAAUAUGCAAAUAGUUUUUGGAGGAAGAAUGGGUCUUAAAUGGUUUAGUCCAUUUUAUACUCCAUUUAUCAAUGAAAAAACAUAUGAGGUAUCAGUAUAG